Kwoniella shivajii is the source of this 906-nucleotide messenger RNA. RefSeq lists its product as uncharacterized. Gene Ontology annotation, cellular component: mitochondrion. Gene Ontology annotation, biological process: mitochondrial citrate transmembrane transport. The record is from RefSeq and is a predicted model, not a curated record. Gene Ontology annotation, molecular function: citrate secondary active transmembrane transporter activity. The coding region runs from base 1 to 906 and encodes 301 amino acids. The transcript is spliced from 8 exons. NCBI's taxonomy places the organism in Eukaryota, Fungi, Basidiomycota, Tremellomycetes, Tremellales, Cryptococcaceae.
AUGUCAUCGCAAGCUCAAGCUCAAGCAAAAGGUAAAGGUAAAGAGAAACCUAUAGCUUCUUUGCUUGCAGGUGCCAUAGCAGGUGGAUCAGAAGCUUUCGUUACUUUUCCUUUGGAAAGUUUGAAGACUCAACUCCAAUUUGGUGCUCUGGAAGGUGGAAAACAACUCACACCUUAUCAGAUGUUGAGAAAUACGAUUCAACAAAGAGGUUUCAAAGGUUUAUAUGCAGGUGUCACACCUGUGAUUAUUGGAAACGCUGCCAAAGCAGGUGUGAGAUUUACGACUUACGACCAGUUUAAGAGUCUGUUAAAAGAUGAAGAGGGGAAACUCACAGCCCCGAGAUCGAUGUUGGCUGGUUUGGGAGCAGGAAUGUCAGAAGCAGUAAUAGCAGUCACCCCAUCAGAAACUAUCAAGACAAAAAUGAUCGAAGAUUCGAAACUUGCUCAACCACGAUUUAAAGGUACUUCCCACGCUGUACAAACCAUAAUUAAAGAAGAAGGGUGGUUUGGUAUUUAUAGAGGUGUUGGACCCGUUAUGCUUCGUCAAGGUGCAAAUUCAGCAGUCAGAUUUUCAUCUUAUUCAACACUCAAACAAUUAGCUCAAGGAAGUGUAGUUCCAGGAACUCAAAUGCCAGGUUGGAUGACUUUCGGUAUAGGUGCUACUGCAGGUGUCAUAACUGUCUAUACUACGAUGCCAUUUGACGUGAUCAAAACACGAAUGCAAUCCCUACGAGCCAAAACCGAAUACCGAAAUUCUUUACAUUGCGCUUACAGAAUUCUUACAGAAGAAGGUUUCUUCAAAUUUUGGAAAGGAACUGUACCUAGAUUAGGUAGAUUAAUAAUGAGCGGUGGUAUCAUCUUCACUGUUUACGAACAGGCUUAUCCUGUUAUUUCAGCUGUGCUAUAA